This is a messenger RNA of Rhodotorula toruloides NP11, 2025 nucleotides long. Its product is annotated as carboxypeptidase D. Lineage: Eukaryota; Fungi; Basidiomycota; Microbotryomycetes; Sporidiobolales; Sporidiobolaceae. The transcript is spliced from 10 exons. Gene Ontology annotation, cellular component: trans-Golgi network. Gene Ontology annotation, molecular function: serine-type carboxypeptidase activity. Gene Ontology annotation, biological process: proteolysis; apoptotic process. The coding region runs from base 1 to 2025 and encodes 674 amino acids. The record is from RefSeq and is a predicted model, not a curated record.
AUGGUCCGGGUCUCGCCGGACGCUACCGGCGCUGCUUUCGAGCUCUCCGGCACGCCUCACGAUGACCCAGCUCGCCGGCCGGCCAAGCGACAGCGAACUUCCUCCCUCCCGACGGCGAGCGACUUCUGGAUUGACAGCUUGCCAGGCUUCCGCGGCGACUUUCGCCUGUCCCUCUACGGCGGCAACAUCCCCUCCGCGACCCACACGACCCCACCUGCUCCUGCCGCCGACAGCGACGCGCACCUGUACUUCUUGCUCGCGCGAAACAAGCACAUCCCAAAGCGAGAACGACUGGUCAUCUGGCUGAAUGGCGGUCCAGGGUGUUCCUCUUUCGACGGAGCACUGAUAGAACUCGGUCCUCUGCGGAUAGACGAGAGCGGAACGCCGCGAGUUGUCGAGGGUACAGCUUGGAACGAGUAUGCAAAUGUCCUUUUCCUCGACCAGCCUGCCGGGACCGGCUUCUCCUACGUCACGAAGAACGACAACGUGCGCGAGCUAGCCGACGCCGCAGAUCAAGUCGUCAACUUUCUCGCCAACUUCUACCGCGUCUUUCCGGAGUUCAGCAGCAUGGACACGUACAUGGCCGGCGAGAGCUACGCUGGACAGUACAUCCCGUACAUCGCGGACGCGAUAGAGAAGACGACGAUCGUCAACACGCCUCUCAAGGGUCUCUUGAUUGGCAACGGCUGGAUCUCGCCGCGAGAACAGUACCCAGCCUACCUCGACUACCUCCUCGACCAGCGACUGGUCAAGGAGAACUCGCAAGCGCACCGCAAUAUCCGCAAGGUGCUGGACAAGUGCGAGGAGAAGCUCGCGAUGAUUGAGAGGGAUGGCGGGAAGGGCAUGGUUCUGGUCGGCGAAUGCGAGCAGAUCUUGGGUGCAGUUGGAGCGGCGACUGGCAAGGACGGUCUCUGCUUGAAUUUGUACGACACGCGAGAGUAUCACGCUUGUGGAACGGAAUGGCCGCCAGCGCUCAAACAAGUCUCGGGUUUCCUGCGGAGCCGGAAUGUGGUCAAGGCCUUGCAUGCCGAGAAGGGCCCCGAGUCUCACGGACCUUGGACGCAAUGCUCGUCUUCCGUCGGCGCCAAGUUCUGGACGCCUAGCUCGGUCCCGUCGGUUGUCCUGCUCCCGCAACUCCUCGAGAAGAUGCCGAUCCUGCUGUACAACGGCGACAAGGACGCGAUGUGUCCCGGUAUCGGCAUUGAGAAAAUGAUCGACAAGCUUCAGUGGAACGGCGCAACAGGCUUUGAAGACGCAGAACCGCUCGACUGGUCCGUCGACGGCGAGUCUGCCGGCCGCUGGACGACCGCUCGCAAUCUGACCUAUGUCGAAGUCUUCAACUCGUCGCACAUGGUCCCGAUGGACAAGCCUCUCGCGGCGCACGACAUGCUUCUCCGCUUCAUGCAAGUCGACACGCUCCAUUCAGCCGGCUCAGCCGCCAAGAUCCCCUCUCGCAUCGGCUCUUCGCCCGAAGCCGUUCUCGCGCCAACCCUUCCGAACGGCACCGCCCUCGUCCCUCCCUCCGUCCUCGAUACGACCCUCGACGGCGCCGAAGCAGACGGCUCAGCGGAGAAGGUGAUCGAGGACGGCUACGAUGUCGAGCAUGAGCGGCAGUUUGGGCCGAGGAGAACGGCCGCGCUGGUCGUCUUCCUCCUGCUCUUCGUGGGAGCGCUGUGGGGCGUCGUACACUGGCGGAAGGCGGCGAGGCGGGAGCGGUACAGGCGGUUGAAGGGUAAAGGGCGGGCGACUGUCCCGCUCGACGAGAGGCGGGACCGGGGGGACUCGAAGCGUGCGAGUAGGCGAGACGAAGGAGCGUACCACGACGACCGACCCGAGCCCACACCGGAUGAGGCGCCCGAGACGGUCGCUGUCUUCGACAUCGGCGAGGAGGACGAGUACGAUGAGGAGGAGCGGAGAGUGGGGCGGCGAUACGAGGACGACGAGGACGAGGAUGGGAAGGGAGAUCUGGGCAAGGCAGCGGAGGAUGCGAAUCCUUGGCGGGUAGACUCGGCGAGGCGGUACUAG